Messenger RNA from Haplochromis burtoni (Burton's mouthbrooder), 2870 nucleotides. RefSeq names its product coagulation factor IXb (gene f9b). Gene Ontology annotation, cellular component: extracellular region. Gene Ontology annotation, biological process: blood coagulation; proteolysis. The record is from RefSeq and is a predicted model, not a curated record. NCBI's taxonomy places the organism in Eukaryota, Metazoa, Chordata, Actinopteri, Cichliformes, Cichlidae. The transcript has 8 exons. Gene Ontology annotation, molecular function: calcium ion binding; serine-type endopeptidase activity. The coding region runs from base 581 to 2101 and encodes 506 amino acids.
AAAGGCUGCAGCAUGCAAGAAGGAGGUGAAAAAGACGGCGGCACUUGUGUCUCUGCGAGCUGUGUCGUUCUCUAGAUGUUCCCUUUUUGCAUUUGCACCAGAGCAGAGGUGCACACACACACACACACACACACACUAGGCAGCAGCAAUCAGCCACUCGGUGCAUGUCGGCUGGCCACAGGCAGCCCCCACAGGAAAACAGAUGCACAGUUGUCAGAGACAAAAACAGCUGCAGUGGCGGAUGGUGACUGCUAAUUCCAACUGGUACUGAGGAAGAGGAGGCGGUGGACACACAGCCGGCAGACGAAGGUCGACCUGCAUGUGGCAACAGCCGCUGAACAGCGGGCAGAGUCGAUGCAUGCUGUUCUCCAGCGGGAGAGAUCGAUGGCUGGGGGAGUAAGAGGAUGUGGUGAGCAGUAAACUACACGAAUGAAGAGGAUCCAAACCCAGUGAGCUGUAACCCAAUGUGAGGAUAAGACAGCUGGAGAACGUGAUGGACCGUGGACAGACACUGAGGUCUCCACACUGCUAAAGUGGAGCAUUUACCCUGCCGCUGACCGAGGAAGUUGAAGUACCACCGAUGGCCUUCUGGUUAGGAGCUGUGUUCGUGUCUCAGCAGACGGCACACACCGUGCUGCAUCGUAAGCGCAGAUAUAACACUGCUUUUGAAGAACUUAAACAAGGUAACCUGGAGCGGGAAUGUAUGGAAGAAAUUUGCAGCAUGGAGGAGGCCAGAGAGGUGUUUGAGGAUGAUGAGAAAACUAUGGAGUUCUGGGCAGGCUAUAUCGAUGGCGACCAGUGUAAGCCACCCCCCUGUCAGAAUGGAGGUGUGUGUAAAGAUGGGAUCAACAGUUAUCUUUGCUUGUGCCAACCAAACUUCAGUGGCAAGAACUGUGAGACUGAAAUGAACAAGCAGUGUUUGGUGAACAAUGGCGAAUGUUCUCAUUUCUGUGUAAUGAAGGCUAAUCAAGCUGUGUGCAGGUGCGCAACUGGUUACAUACUUGGGCCAAACAAGAAGAGCUGUGAGCCAAUAGAGCCAUUCAGCUGUGGUCGUGUGAAUCUGUCCUCCAGCUCUCUCACCAGGUCCAUUCUCGAACCAAGAUCGUCAAACUUCUCCUACAACGAUACCCGAAACGAUUACUUCUAUGAUGAAGAUAUAUCAGAGUAUGAUUAUCUGAACCAUCCCAUGACCGACUCAAACCCGAGCAAUGACUCUCUGGACUCUGAGGCUGUGAUUGGCCGUCGACAUGUGAGAAGUGUCACCGAUACACCAAAAACAAAGACAGAGAUGUCGUCCUGGGGGUAUGCCACACUCCCCAAUGUCACAGCUCAAGAGAAAACUGACCAAAGAAUUGUGGGAGGAGAUACGGCCAUUCCUGGAGAGAUACCUUGGCAGGUGGCCCUGAUGUCCCGCCCAGACAGCGUGCAGAGAGCGCGGCCCUUCUGUGGAGGAUCCCUGCUCGCUGACUUAUGGGUCAUCACUGCUGCCCAUUGUCUGUGGAACAACGAUGGCACAGAACGUAAAUUCUUCAUCAGAGUUGGUGAACAUGAUGUGAACAAAGAUGAGGGUCCAGAGCGAGACCAUGAGGUGGCCGAAAGGCAUCCCCACCACAAGUAUGAUUUCAAGACCUCACCAUAUAACCAUGACAUUGCGCUCCUAAAGCUUGGCAGUCCAGUGGACUUGUCCAACAAGCGGCGUCCCAUUUGCCUGGGCCCCAAAGACUUCAUACAGAACAUUGUGAGAGAAUCCACGGUCUCCCUUGUGAGUGGAUGGGGCCGGAUAAGGUUUCAAGGCCCCGAGGCCACCAAGCUCCAGAAGCUGGAAGUCCCCUAUGUGGACCGCACCAAAUGUAAACAGAGCAGCCGAGACCAUAUCACCCGAUUUAUGUUCUGUGCAGGCUUUGAAAGUGAACAGAAGGACUCGUGCCAGGGGGACAGCGGUGGGCCGCAUGCCACCAAUUACAAAGGAACUUGGUUCCUGACGGGCAUCAUCAGCUGGGGAGAGGAGUGUGCCAAAGACGGGAAGUAUGGCAUCUAUACCCGGGUCUCACACUACUACAAAUGGAUUAGUAACGUAACACAGAUCAAUAUAAACGAUUAACAGGAUUCAUGAAUCAGCUGUAAAAAUAAACAAGUAGCAUGUGUUGAGUUUAGCCCCCGAGGAAGUGAAUGAAGUGAGAAAUCCCCCGUGUUCUUUUUUAGUACCUCAAUAAAACAUAUCAACUUAUCUGAGUGUUUGAGUAUCAUAUGAUGAUGACAAAUAUGAUUUAAGCAAAUUUGCAUCUACAGGAAGCUCUAUAUGAAUACCCCAUUUUAUCAAUGAAAUGAAGUGGUAGUGAAUUUUGCUUGGCCAUUAUCCUGCUCUAAGACGCGCCAUAACACUAACAAGAGGAUUAUAGACGUAUCGUUCAAGCAAAGGCUAUACAAAAGGGACAAAUCACAUCAGUCAAGCUGAAACAAGUCCAGUGUUUAUAUUUUCAGAAAAUAAUUCUAUACAUAAUCAGUAUUAUUUAAAAAAAUACAGUGCAAAUAAGCAAAAGCAGCAAACACCAAGUUAAAGCACUGCCACGAAAAACGCUAAAGCCUAACUGAACUAAUCCAUUAAUAACUUCUGAUGUUACAGUGCAGCCAGCGCUGGGUGGAUUUCAAAUCAAUUUAAAGUGAUGAAAUGUUAUUUAGUAUUGCGUAUCAGUGAACAUGCUUCAUUUGGAUGGUCGAGCGCUCACUGUCAAACGAUUCAAUGCUCCCACUGUGGGUGCUGAAUACCGUGAAAAUUAAUCUUUACUUAGUGUACAAGCUAAUGUUGGAUUUACUGCUACUACAAGGAUUUGAUUCAAAUAUUCUUGCAAUAAAUUCAUUUCUUCACUUGA